Arachis duranensis is the source of this 1470-nucleotide messenger RNA. Its product is annotated as putative pentatricopeptide repeat-containing protein At1g12700, mitochondrial. The transcript is spliced from 2 exons. Bases 1 to 1437 code for a protein of 478 amino acids. Gene Ontology annotation, molecular function: protein binding. The record is from RefSeq and is a predicted model, not a curated record. Lineage: Eukaryota; Viridiplantae; Streptophyta; Magnoliopsida; Fabales; Fabaceae.
AUGGUUUCCAUGAACCCUUUGCCAUCUGUGAAGGACUUUACCUUAUUGUUUAGCUCCAUUGUUAAGAUGAAGCUUUACACAGCUGCCAUUUCUUUAAUCAAACACUUGUUCUCCUUACGACUCAAAUCUGAUAUCUAUACACUCAAUAUUGUUGUCAAUUGUCUGUGUCGUUUGAAUCACACACCCUUUGCUUUCUCUGCGGUGGGGAUGAUGUUCAAGUUCGGCUUGGAGCCCGACGUGGUCACAUUUAACACCAUUCUAAGGAACACGGAAACAGGAAACUGCAAACAAAGUGUUGAUGUUGCGGGUUAUACCGCAAUUGUGGAUAGUCUUUGCAAGGAUGGGCUGCUAUCUGAGGCUUUGAGUCUAUUCUCCGAAAUGAUAACAAAAGGUCUUCAACCCGAUACUAUCACUUACAAUUGCUUGAUUCAUGGACUAUGUACUUUCAGCAGAUGGCAGGAGGCUGCGUCUUUACUGAGCAAGAGGAAACAAAAGGGAAUUAUGCCGGAUACGCAUACUUUUAAUAUUUUAGUGGAUGCUCUUUGUAAAGAGGGAAAGAUUUUAAGUGCUAGAGCCAUACUCGGUCAAAUGGUUCGAAUGGGAGAGGAGCCUACUGUUGUCACCUAUAACUCAAUGAUUGCUGGUUAUUGUUUCCAAAAUCAAAUGGAGGAGGCCAUGAAAGUAUUUGUUUUGAUGGUUCACAAGGGAUGCCUACCAGACGUCAACACUUAUACUUCAUUAAUCCAUGGGUGGUGCAAAAUCAAAAGGAUUAAUAAGGCUAUUUAUCUCUUGGAUGAAAUGAUUAAUAAUGGUUUAAAUCUGGACGUUGUGACUUGGAAUACCCUUAUCUAUGGAUUUUGCAAAGUGGGUAAACCAUUAACUGCUAAAGAAUUGUUUUUUACAAUGCACAAAUUUGGUCAAUAUCCUGAUGUAUUCAGCUGUGCCAUUAUAUUGGAUGGCCUAUUCAAAUGUCAUUUGUCUUCUGAUGCAAUAUCAUUAUUUAGAGAAAUGGAGAAGAAUAAUUUGGAUCUUAAUAUUGUAACUUACAGUGUGGUGCUCCGUGGGAUGUGCCAUGCCGGAAAACUAAAUGAUGCACUAGAACUCUUCUCUUGUCUGCCAGCAAAAGGCUUGAAACCUGAUGUAUAUACUUAUACAAUAAUGAUCCAAGGGCUAUGUGGGGAAGGACUUCUGAUUGAUGCUGAAGAGUUGCUGAAGAAUAUGGAAGAGCAUGGCUGCUUGCCAGAUAGCUGUACAUAUAACAUCUUCAUCCAAGGAUUACUACGACGAAAUGCUGUUCUGAAGUCAAUAAAAUAUUUUCAGAUUAUGAAAGACAAAGGUUUUGCAGCAGAUGCUACAACCAUGGAAUUGUUUGUGGGUUGCCUCUCUACGCACAAAGGAGAGAAUGCUUUUCAAGAAUUUGUGCAGAAAAUUGUUUGAAUAUAUCAAUAUAACCUCUUAGUUCUUUAUUUG